AUGCUGACGGACUGUUUCGUAAUUUUAGUCGACGUCACAAUCGGCAAUGAUGAAAUCGUCUCCGACCAAUGGCGAACGCGAUCGGGGAGGCGUCAAUCGCGUCGCGUGCGCGUCGCGGUUCAUCUCGAGGCAUUCUGCGGCCUCGGUUGCGCUAUCUCCUCUCAUCUUGGGUUCUCCUUGUGCUCAACGACCGUCGUAGUGUUGAUUACUGCUGAAACAUCUGUAAAGCAAUGCUAGGCCGACCUGUUUCGCCUCUUGCCUCCGCAACUGCUACAAAUGCUGUGAGGUUAACUAGUCGGCCUUCUCUUUCACGAAAGAGAGCUGCUGCCAGCAAUCUCCCCCUAAUUGAGAUGUCCACCCGUGUUCGUGAACGAUCUUCCUCAUCACUAUCAUUGCUUUCUGAUGUUUCUCAGGAAUCUUCAGAUGAGUUGAAACGCCAGCGCUAUGGAAGUGCAACCUUCACAGAUGAUUCCUAUAACUCCCCACUUUCGACGGGUUCGGAUUUUUCAUCUAGCGAAUUCCUCAGUUCUUCUUGCGGUAGCGGCUGUCGUGGUCGUUUACUAGUUGGGGGAAAGAAGCGCGAAAAAAUUGUACCACUGGUCAACAACUCAGUAAUCAGCGACUAUCGAAUCGUUGGCGCUGGGAAGGACUCGAGAGCUGUGCAUCUUCCAACUAACAAAGUCGUCAAUUGUCAGGUUUUGACAUCUCAAGAAGCUCAUGUAGUUUCUCAACUCAUAGCUCGCCUCGACGAAGCUGAAAAGUACUACAAAGGUCCGGAUGUCAACGAGCUAAGGGAAUUGGUAAUGCCGUCAGACUGUGAAGUAAUCGAGGAAAUUAGUGGACGUGUCGUUAUGUUUGUACCAUUACAUGAUUGUUCCCUUUAUGCUUAUGCUCAAAAGAAAGGUUUUCACAUGACCGAAGCUGAUGUGGAGCCGAUUUUCAAACAGAUCGUGCGCAUCUUGGCGUUCUGUCACUCUUUGGGAAUAAUUGUUCGCAAUUUGAAGCCUCGCAAGCUCGUGUUCGAUCAGCAGAAUCGGAUACGUCUUGAAAAUGUUUUGGAUUGCAUAGUCUGUGAUGACCCCUCAGAUGAUCGCAUGGUAGAUAAGUACUGUACCCCCGCGUUUGCGGCUCCAGAGGUAGUAAAUCGCGCUCCAAAUUUUUCGGGGAAGGCCUGUGAUGUGUGGAGCCUUGGAAUUCUGUUGUAUCUUUUGUUGCUCGGUCGCUAUCCAUUCUAUGAUGAGACUCCUGCGGGUGUAUUCUCAAAAAUACGUGUGGCAAAAGUAGUCUUGCCUCCUGAUGUGCAUUUGAGCGCUGGCGCUCGUGCUUUGAUAUUCGGUUUGCUUCGGCGUGACCCCGAGGAGCGUCCAACUACAGCCGAAUUGCGCUAUAUACCUUGGAUCUGCCCACCGAAAGUGCCUUGUAGGAGAAGAACCACUGAUCCUAGAAUCAGUCCGGCGCUGCACAUGCGUAUUGCAUUGGCGCAAAAUCUGCUUGAAGAGAUGACCGAACCCUUUGUACGAGGCCCUUGCUAUCCUCCUCGUUCUCGAUCUUUGGGUCGUACUAGUGCAUUAGCCGUACCAUCAUCAACUUCAUCAUCGUCGUCAUCAUCCUCAGCGUCAUCCUCCUCUAUAUCAGCAUCCUCAGCAUCGUCUUUUGCGCUGGCAUCCCCAACAUCAAGGUCUGUUUCGUCUUCUUCUGUGUUGAAUGCAUUUGGUGAAACAGUUGUUCAACGAUCAUUGGAUUCUUUGAUAUAUGCGCGCCCGUUGAGUCAGUCAUAGAUUUGGGUUAGUGCUUACCGUCAACGAUUUCGACGGUUCGGCAUUGCUCAAAUAAGGUUAAAGCCUUUCUUUUUGAUUUGUUAGUAUCCUUCAUAUCGCUCGUACUUUCUUGAAGUUUGUAACAUACGUUUCAUAUUAUCCAUUUGAUUGUUUCUCUAGACGCAACGAGUGCUCUUGUAGUGUUCCUAUAUCCUUGCUUGUGAAUCUGUGAGUUCUGUUCGAACAUAAUUUCUCCAUACACAACAUGAACAUAGGCCUUUGCUCUUUGUUUAGCCUCCAAUCAUUUCUACUGUCUUGGGCUUAUUUAUUACCUUUAAACGCUGUAUCUCUCAGAUCGGCUUCUGUGAGUCUGAAUGUUGAAGUUCUUCUCUGUCGUGGUAUUACUUGACUCCUUGAAGAAUGCUGAAUUUUUCAUGGGGUAUAAUAUGGGAAUUGUAGCUGUUGUUUUGUCUCGAUACAGCUUUCUUUGUAAAUAAGUUCAUGAGAUGAAGACCCCUCAAGUCUGCUUUGGACCUAUGGAGUUUGUGACUUUCCCUGUUGUGCGUCUUCCAGGGCUUAACUAACAUUAUUGUUUUCUGUUCAAAUGUGAUAGUGUUACUUUUGUUCUUGUCGAGUUUUUUUUGUGACAUCUUGCUUCUUGAAUACUUCAGAAUAUGAGGAGCAAUCUUAGUGCGCUAGCUUCCUAUAUUUCUUCACCCUUCGAUUUUCAUUACUGUUUUGCAUCAAUGUUCUUUCUAUUAGGUAUUUGAUUCGUUGUACAUAAAAAUGUUUUGUAAAGUGGAUCUUAUAUGAAAUCAUGUUAUC
This is a messenger RNA of Cylicocyclus nassatus, 2582 nucleotides long. Lineage: Eukaryota; Metazoa; Nematoda; Chromadorea; Rhabditida; Strongylidae. The record is from the annotation of a GenBank genome assembly.